UUCUCUUCUUUGUCCACGCUGCACGUAGUAAUAAUGGAUGACUGAGAGUUGGCGGAGAGUCGUGGCGGCUCCUCUUCCUUCUUUGUCCACUCGAAGAUCAGUAGAUCAGAUCGCCUGGAGACUGGACGACGCGGUGACUGUGUCGAUCUCCUCCUCCUCCAGCAAUUAUGUGUAUCCGUCUUCUUCGAGUUGGUUUGGAGGUAUAGUAAGGUAAGCAUGGCGGCUUCCUCCCCCUUGCUGCAGCCGCAAGAGCACGGCGGGGCAGCUGGCGCCGGCAGCGGCAAAUUAGAGAUUAAGGCAGAGACGAAGGGAGGAGGAGCGUGGUGGAGGCGGGCGGUGGCGUUGCUGAUAGAUGAGGAGGAGGCCACCACGCAGCUCUGCUUCGCCUUCCCAAUGAUCCUAACCAACGUCUCCUACUACGCCAUCACUCUCGUCUCCGUCAUGUUCGCCGGCCAUCUCGGCGAUCUCCACCUCGCCGGCGCCACCCUCGCGAACUCCUGGGGCACAGUCACCGGAUUCGCUCUCAUGGUUGGCUUGAGCGGGGCUCUUGAGACUCUAUGCGGCCAAGCAUAUGGCGCAAGGCUCUACAAAAUGUUGGGAAUAUACCUCCAAUCCUCAAUCAUCAUCUCCAUCUUCUUCUCCAUCUUGGUCUCCGUCUCAUGGUACUUCUCAGAGCCCAUACUCAUCUGGCUUCACCAGGAGCCCCAAGUGGCAAACAUGGCCGCCCUCUAUCUCCAGUGCCUGAUCCCAGGCCUCUACGCCUAUGCACUCCUGCAGUGCACGCUGAGGUUUCUGCAGACUCAAACAGUUGUGAUCCCUUUGGUGGUCUGCUCAGUGGUUCCACUGCUUAUCCAUGUAGGCUUGGCUUAUGUGACUGUUCAGGUCUUCGGACUUGGGUUUAAGGGCGCUGCACUCUCUGCCUCUGUUUCAAUCUGGAUAUCCUUCAUUAUGUUGGCAAUCUACGUGAAGUACUCCGACAAGUUUAGGUACACUUGGAAGGGCUUCACCGCAGAGGCAUUGCACCAUGUAAUCCCUUGCAUGAAGUUGGCUGUUCCCUCCGCUGUCAUGGUUUGUUUAGAGUACUGGGCUUUUGAAAUCUUGGUUUUGCUGGCCGGGCUCUUGCCAAACUCAGAAUUGAAUACUUCACUCAUUGCUAUGUGUGUGAACACAGAGUCAAUCGCCUAUAUGGUUACAUAUGGAUUCAGUGCAACAGUUAGCACGCGCGUGUCGAAUGAGAUAGGAGCGGGGAACUUGGAGAAGGCUAAGAAUGCAGUCAGUGUGACAAUAAAGCUCGCAGUGUUUCUUGGUGUCACAAUCGUUCUUCUUUUGGCCUUUGGCCAUGAUUUGUGGGCGAAGUCGUUCAGCGAGAGCAACGAUAUCAUAAGGGCAUUUGCUUCCAUGACUCCUAUGCUCGGAGUGUCUAUAGUCCUAGACUCUGCUCAAGGAGUCUUGUCAGGAGUAUCAAGAGGAUGCGGUUGGCAGCACCUGGCCGCAUGGACCAAUUUAGUGGCGUUUUAUGUGAUUGGAAUGCCACUGGCACUGCUGUUCAGCUUCAAGCUGGGCUUCCAAGCCAAGGGGCUGUGGACGGGCUUGAUCUGUGGCCUCUUCUGUCAAUCUUGCACACUCUUGUUGAUCACCCUUCGCACAAACUGGACAAGAAUGCAGAUUUCUGAUAGCCAUGGAAGACGCGAUGCACCUGUUUAGGAUGGCCAUUAGUUUUCUUAGCUAUGCAGAUUUCAAGUUCAAGGAUGAAAGGUUUCGAAUUUGUCAAAAUUGCAAGGAUUUAGUUACAAUUUCUGUUAAUUGUAUUAUUGUAACGGCUCAUUUAUUAUGUUAAAUAAACGAAUACAUUUAUCUCAAUGUGGGGCGCCGAUAGUAGCCACUUGGGAAUAUCAUCUUUUUCUUCAAUUA
Molecule: messenger RNA, 1911 nt
Organism: Zingiber officinale
Lineage: Eukaryota; Viridiplantae; Streptophyta; Magnoliopsida; Zingiberales; Zingiberaceae
Product: protein DETOXIFICATION 18-like
Exons: 7
Coding region: 217-1704 (495 amino acids)
Biological process (GO): xenobiotic detoxification by transmembrane export across the plasma membrane
Cellular component (GO): membrane
Molecular function (GO): antiporter activity; xenobiotic transmembrane transporter activity
Source: RefSeq, a predicted model, not a curated record